GAGCAACUGGGCUGUUAAAAGAAAAACAAGUGACUCACUCACUUAAGGUAGAGUUCUUCGACAAAACACAGUGAGUGAACAUGGCGACUGCUUCCAGUUUCUUAUCCGAAGAACAGUUUCUGUGCUCCAUCUGUCUGGAUGUGUUCACAGAUCCGGUCACCAUACCAUGCGGACACAACUUCUGUAAGACGUGCAUCACAAAGCACUGGAACAUCAGCCGCCACCAGCAGUGUCCGCUGUGUAAGGAACAGUUUGAUCCCAAACCAGCUCUGCGGAUCAACACCUUCAUAUCCGAGAUGGCUUCUCACUUCAGGAAUGCCAGGAGCUUGUCAGGACAAGUAUCGGCCGGCUCAGGAGGGAUUCUGUGUGAAGUGUGCACCAAACCCAAACAGAAAGCCUUUAAGUCCUGCCUGGCGUGUGCUACUGCCUAUUGCCAUACUCACCUGGAGCCUCAUACGAGAAUCACAGUGCUGAAGAGACAUACAUUGAUCAAUCCAGUCAUGAAACUGGAGACCAUGAUGUGUGGGAAGCAUGAGAGGCCUCUGGAGCUGUUCUGCAAGACCGAUCGGAGGUGCAUAUGUCCAAGCUGUGCUGCGUCCGACCACAAGAAGCAUCGGGUUGUCGCUCUGAUGGAAGAGUGUAAAGAAAAGAAGAAAGAGCUGGAGAAGACCAGAGUUUGUAUUGAGGAGAUGAUUCAGGGGAGAUUACUAAAGAUGGAGCAGUUUAAGCAGUCGGUGAAGCUCAGCAAGCGGAAUGCGGAGGAAGUGACAGCAGCUGUUGCGGAGGACUGUUCGGAUCUCAUCAAUGCUGCAAGAAAAAGUCUGGAUCAUUUCAUCAACGUGAUUGUACAGAAGCAGAAAGCAACAGAAGAACAGGCAGAAGGUUUCAUAAAGGAGCUGGAAGAGGAAAUCUCCACGCUGAUGAAGAAAAGAUCUGAGCUGAUGCAGCUGUCGCAAAUCGAAGACCACUUCCAUCUGCUCCAAAACACCCUAACAAUGACGGUUACCGCCAAGGACUGGACCAAGGUCAGAGUCCAGUCCUCCUGCGAUGCGACAGUGAGGACGGCUGCAGCUCAACUGGAGACGAUCAGAACAGAGAUGAAGAAGCUCUGCGCUCGCAUUGAACUUGCGAGAGUCCGGCUGUAUGUAGUGGACGUGACUCUGGAUCCGAAUACUGCAAACCCCUAUCUGGUGAUGUCCGACGAUGGGAAAACUGUACGAUGCAGUGAUGUUACACAGGUCCUCCCAGACAAGCCAGAGAGACUGUCAGCCUUUGGAAUCUUGGGAAAGCAAAGUUUCUCCUCAGGACGAUUUUACUACGAAGUUGAAGUUAAAGGGAAAACUAAAUGGGAAUUAGGAGUGGUCCAAGAGUCUAUUGACAGGAAGGGUGAGAACGCCAUUUGCCCUGAAAACGGCUACUGGGCUGUAUGGCUAAGAAACAGCCAUUACAGAGCUCUUACCGGGCCCUCUGUGCCUCUGGUUUUGGUGUCUGAGCCCCAGAAGGUGGGGGUUUUUGUGGAUUAUGACGAGGGUCUAGUUUCCUUUUAUGAUGCUGAGGCAGCACAUCUCAUCUUCUCCUUUACUAGCUGCAACUUCAGUGAGAAACUCUAUCCUUACUUCAGUCCCUGUCCUAGUGACGGUGGCAAAAACUCAGCCCCUCUGAUCAUUUCCAGCAUCAGCCACACAUUAAACUGAUAGCCCAAAUGCAGUCACAUAUCGCUUUAAGAAAACAUUUUUGAUUUACUCAAGUUAUACUUGACGUAAAAAUGUAUUGAUCUGAGACAUUUAAGUGAUAAAUGAAAAGCAAAAACAGAAGAAAUCUGUAAGAGGGAGAAGAGAGAGAAUAAACUGAACAGCUUUUGGCUGAACCUCAUUUCUAAUAAUUUUCUACAUCUUGUACCCUUUGUUGGUAGUAUUACAGUCCGUUACUCCUCCUCCCUCCUCCAGACAGAGUAUGAACUGAUAUCAAAUGUUUAACUGUUAUCUGAGAGGUACAGAAAGGCCAGCUCUGCUUUAACAACCUUUGUCAACGUCCUUGGGUGGAGAACUGGCAACAGGGACAGCUGGCUGAUGGAAACAAUAAGUUGAGCUAAACUAAUGAGGUUCAACCCCACUUUGAGCUGUAUACACCUGAUCUAAUCCAAUAAUUCUAGAUAUUACUCGAGAUUUCUUGAGUACAUUUGAAAUUGUUUAAGAUUAUUUCUAAUCCCAAAUAAUACAAAAUGUUCCAGAGGUAUAUGAAAUGUGUAAAACACAAUAAUUUCUUUGUGAGACUUUAAAUAAAUGUGGAAUAUCGAUGUAUAGUGAUAGAUGAGAAUGUGAAUAACAUGACUGGAAAGAUCAAAUGAGUCACUGAAGGAUCUCUGGCGCCCUCUGGUGGUGGUUUAGAUUUAUUAACAAAACCUAAUACUAGCAGUUGUGAAGAUAUAACGAUUUAAAACCUUGCUCUGCCUUGAUAUUGGUGGCUGGCCAAUGCCAGGCAAGCUCUAUAGAAACAUGAACAUUUUAAGAAUUUCUUAUUUGAUUUUUGUUUUGUUCCAUCAGCAAAUUUAACAAAGAUGCAAGUUUUCACUUGGCCAAUGAUAGGACCACAUCUAAAUGAUUCUUAAGAUAUCAAAGGAUUAGGCCAUGGAAUAACAUAUUUGCCUCAACUUUGUUCACAUAAGAAAUAAAUCUGGGAACAUCUUGCAUAGAUUUGGUAAUUCUGCAUUUCUAACAACAUCGACUGAAUCUACUAAACUAAACACACACACACACACACACACACAACAGAAUUAAGUAUGUCAUUUGUUUUUAUUGUGUUACAUGUGACCAUAAACUUCAGAGAAGUUACAGUUUCCAUGGAGAUACAGUAAAUAUAUUCAAUUACUUGAAUAGGAAAAAGAUGUGUGAUGCAUGUGUGUGGAAGUGAGGCGCCCCAGUUUGGACAGUCCCGUGUGUCUGGUAUUAACGUGAAGUGGAUUAAAAACGAUUGUGUGCAUUUUGAAAAAUAAAACAAACAUUAAAUAAGACAAAAGAACAGUGACCUAAAACUUUGAGCUGAAAAACAAAUGUUCAACAUAAACCCACAUACAAAAGAGAAAUAAAUAAAACGAUAUUUUACAGACACGGCAACGACGACGUACAGUAAAGAUGGCCGCUUCCCUCCACGUUUUGUGUGUUGAAGACAAGGGAGCGAGGGAGACGGGAAGGAAAACUGCACUCUUCCUCCUGUGGCAGGGGAUCGGCCUUUGUGUAUCUACAGGCGGCGGGUGUCUACCUGUGGAGUCAGACUUCAUAUGGCACCGUCCACACUACAACUCUACAGUAAACCCAACCACAAUCCAAGUCUAAAUUCAAACUAUACCUUCUGUUGCACCCUGCCCACACCACCUCCUUUAAGCUACAACUUCACCCCAUGUCUGACUCUAAAAGGCACUGGUAUGUACUUAUUUCCACACAUUCUACCAUCUCAGGCAAUGAGGACGCACGGGAAAAAGCAAACACACAUACACUCGGGCCAGCCGGGUAACUUCCAGGGGUACAGCUGGCUCCUACGAACGCUACCGGUCUCUGUGUCCCGAAGCUUCCAUCGCUUAACAGUCUGCUGACGGCGGAGGCAAUCGGAUAUAUGUAAACGUCGACAAGGCUAACAUCAUAACAGGCGAAGACAUAAAUAAAAACACAUUAAAACAGUGCUGCUAAACUUACCAGGAUGUUCUAGUAAAACUCAAACAGGAGGAGGAAAACGGUUUGUGCACAGUGCGAGUGUCCGCGUGCCGCUCCGGAGGCGCCGUCGCCCACCCGGAUUAUUUACACAGUGACUCCAAUCGACUUCUACUCUAGCACACAAAGAGUUUGGCUGCAAGUUUUUUGUACAUUUGGAAUGCUCUUAACAUGGCGACGGUUAGAAAAAGUCUACAAGUCCACGCGCUCCGACGAGGAGCCUCAGAACAGAGUCUAUUCUAGGUUACAUAUUGAAACUUUGAGGCUCAAAUGCGCUGGAGGAAGUGACUGAUGGUCUUUAUCGGACGCGCAGCGGAGCUGCUGCAGUCAGGCAGUGAAGUUCGAACAAAGUGUUGAGCUUUGAUUUUGUCUACUCUGAGCCUAUUUUUGCCGUAUGCUUCUUUUUCUACAGUAAACACUAGUUCCCCACCAAUCCAGUUCACAUGUUAAACUGUUGCUGGUGCUUGCUUGGCACUCGUUUUUAACUGAAGCACCACAAAAAGAAAUAAAGGAGUUAUAUUUGGGCAAGGUUAUUUACUAGAGGUGCACUCAUGGACACCAGCAGUCGGAUAAAAGGUUGUGAACACCAUGUUGUAAAAGUAGAUCAGUGCACAGAGUUGUUUUCACACUUGUAAUCUUAAACAAAAUUAAUAAACUCUUGUUUAUAUGCUGACUGAAACAGCUUGUGCUAAACUCCAAUUUGCAGCUAUUUAGAAACACCAACAAGACGUAACAGAGUCCAUUUGGCAUUCUAAAAGACGGCUCAUAUAGCUAUAGCUAUGCUCUAAAUUAUUCAUACCCUUCGCAGAUUUUGAAUUCAAAUAAUUAUUAAAGAAAACAAACAAAAAGAGCCACUUAAAAGAUAAAGCAAUAUAAAAGGAGUAUCAGUUUUGAAAAAUCAAAGAAUAUUUGUUUUAUUUAUAUUUUUAUUUAAAAAAUAUAUGCUGAAAAUAAUUUAUAUUGUAUUCUUGUCAUUACCCUAAUCUUUAGCACAGAUCCUGUGUCACUUAAAUUAGGACUUCAAUACUUUAAUGGUACUUCCAACCAGAAGAAAAACUGUUGAUAGCAUUACUUACAAACUAAAAGUGAUGGGGUUCUCAACUCCAGACUUGUAUCAACUUUUGCUUCCAAGUCGGAAGGUCUCAAUCAAACCACAGGUGUCGACUUUGCGUGCAGACUCUACUCUCUGUGGUAAAUACAGAUUUAUCAUUCAUUUUCUGUCAUCUCUAACAGCGUACAAUUAACUGGAACCAAAUUGAAAUGCGGAAAAAGUUCAAAUAGUGUCGACUUAAACCAACAGGAAGCAUGCUAACAUCAGCUUACCACGUUAACACUGAUCAUCCUGCAUAGAAACAUUAUUACCGGAACAUUCAGAUAUAUAUUUAGAAACAAAUGAUAAAAUCAUGAAGGUGUCACUCAUUAUUAAAUGAACCACAUUUAAAUGAAUUGGAUGAGUAACCAAUUAUAUUAGGACACCUGGUUGACGAUAACAAGAUGAAUGACGUGCUUUAGCUCGUUUUUGUUGGAUUUCCUAUAGAGCCAGUUAAAAACCGGCUACAGCACCAGAUGCAGUUCAACACUAGAACCGGCUUGGUAGAAACAUUGUUAAUAAGAGUAAUAAUAAACGGCACCCUUUCAAACUUAGAUGUGAGGUUUUUAUACUUAAGUUGUUAAAGAGAUGUUAAAAUAGUGAGCAUAAAAAAGCAUUUGUUCUCACUUUAACCUUGAAGAAACUACCAAUACUACAAAGUUAGACUUAAGAAGACAGAGUGCUGCUCUAAGAUUCUUUAUUACUAAUCUCAACAAAAAGAUCGGCUGGCUUAAAUUAGAACUGUAAAAGGGCAGUGGUCACUGGGGUGUUUUAAAAAGACUUCAUAUAUAUAUAUAAUUUUUUAUCUUCUUGAUUAGAGCAUCAGUCUGUCUCAAUGCUGAGGCGAGACCAAAGUGAAUGUCCCACAUUUCCAGUGCAUUUGUGCCAUAAGACAAAAAUGGUCUCCAAAGGGUUAAAGUUCGCUACUUACAAUAUACACAUAGGAUGUGUCAAAUGUGAUCUAUUCUGUUUUUCUCUCUAAACAAUAACUUUGUAUGCAAAAAGCGGAGUGCUAUAGCUUCUGUUCCUUUUGUCCCUUGUGUUAUUCUCACUGUCUUCUAUUUCCAGAUGUGGAAUCGAGGGUGAAUAUAAGAGGAUCUGAUCACACAAAAAUAAAAGUUGCACACAUUGGACCACUCUGUUUUUCUUUCCCUUUUUUUCCAUCGCGUUGGUUUGUUUUCUGUUCUGAGCAGGCUUCAGUAAAACACAAGAUGAGAUAGGAAAACAGAAAAGAGAAAUAGAAAAAAAAAA
Molecule: messenger RNA, 6045 nt
Organism: Xiphophorus couchianus (Monterrey platyfish)
Lineage: Eukaryota; Metazoa; Chordata; Actinopteri; Cyprinodontiformes; Poeciliidae
Product: E3 ubiquitin-protein ligase TRIM21-like
Exons: 2
Coding region: 81-1694 (537 amino acids)
Biological process (GO): protein ubiquitination
Molecular function (GO): zinc ion binding; protein binding; ubiquitin-protein transferase activity
Source: RefSeq, a predicted model, not a curated record